Molecule: messenger RNA, 4174 nt
Organism: Pleuronectes platessa (European plaice)
Lineage: Eukaryota; Metazoa; Chordata; Actinopteri; Pleuronectiformes; Pleuronectidae
Gene: mctp1a
Product: multiple C2 domains, transmembrane 1a
Exons: 21
Coding region: 378-3110 (910 amino acids)
Biological process (GO): regulation of neurotransmitter secretion
Cellular component (GO): synaptic vesicle membrane
Molecular function (GO): calcium ion binding
Source: RefSeq, a predicted model, not a curated record
ACCCUGGUUAGGCGCAGAGUGCACAGCAGGGACGCAAAGACCGACAGCAGCCGAGCGCAGCAUUUCUUUUGUGGGUAAUCUUGCGGAAGUCACCGCAUGAGCUGCCAACUUCACCACUGAGACACAACCUCAGCAGAUGAGGCUUCUGCUUUCCAGCAAUCGUUGCUGCCGGGUGUGGGACAUGACAUGUGCAGCGUGGCCUGCAGAGGUAUUCUACAAGGCGACUAACACCCCCUCCAUCACCACACUGCGCGUCUGCCUCUUGGCGCUCUAAACCGAUCAUAGGUGGAAGUCCGGAGCCGCAGCAGCCCAACCGUGCCAUCCAUCCACCAUACCUCCAGAGUGUGCUCAGGCUGGCCGGCUGCUGCACAGGCACCAUGGAGCAGAAAUCACCCAAGGAUGAGGGCACCGGCAAGGGACAGGAGUCCUACCAGCGGAGGAUUUGGAAGAAUUUCCAGGGGAAAACCAAGCCCUGGCUGAGUCCAAAAGUGGGCUCGGAGCGUCGCGGCGCAGGGGGCGCGGAGGGCAGCAAGAAGGAAUCGGGGCUGUGGAUGUUCAAGAGGAAAAAGAAACAGUUCGACCGGGUGUUCUCGUCGUCGCAGCCCAACCUGUCCAGCUCUCCGCCGGCCUCCUUCGAAGGGGAUACGCGGUCCGGUGGCGGCGACGCGGUCCCCGGCACCAGCGCGGACGGACGACCCCUGCUGCAUCCCCUUGGCGCAGCCUCUGGAGCCACGGGGAGCAAGCCGGAGCUGACGACUCACGGGAGCCCCCAGCUCGCCGUGUCCCAGCUCAUCACGCACCAGCAGAAGAGCUCCUCUCUGGGCUCGGCGUGCUUCGAGACACUGGUGGUGGAGCCGACCGUGGAGCUGGGAGAGGAAAAGCAGCUGCGUAAAGACGCGAGCGAUUCCGGCAUCAGCAUAGUGGGGCCCAGUAAUGCAGAACCCCCACCUCGUCCUCCAAGUCCAGCCAUGUACCAGGUGGAUAUCGUCCUGAAGAAAGGGAACAACCUGGCCAUCCGAGAUCGGACAGGGACCAGUGACCCGUAUGUGAAGUUCAAGAUCGCAGGGAAGGAGGUGUUCAGGAGUAAAACCAUCCACAAGAACCUGAACCCGGUGUGGGACGAGCGAUUUACCCUACACGUGGAAACCCUGAAGGACCCGCUCUAUGUCAAGGUUUUUGACUAUGACUUUGGAUUCCAGGAUGAUUUCAUGGGCUCAGCAUAUCUCCACCUGGAGUCACUGGAACAUCAGAGGACCCAGGAUGUGACGCUGGACCUGAAGGACCCACAGUUCCCUGAACACAACCUGGGCAUCCUGGAUCUUUCUGUCACUCUGUCACCGAAGGAGGGAGACAUCAGGGACGCUUAUCAGAGUAUGCGUCUGUCAGAUGUGCACAGAAAGUCCCAGCUGUGGCGAGGUAUAGUCAGCAUCAGUCUGAUAGAAGGUCGCGGCCUGCAGCCCAUGGACGCCAACGGCCUCAGUGACCCUUACGUCAAAUUCAGGAUGGGGCACCAGAAGUACAAGAGCAAGACAAUUCCCAAAACGCUGAACCCCCAGUGGAGGGAGCAGUUUGAUUUCCACCUGUACGAGGAGCAGGGAGGUUUUGUAGACAUCACUGUGUGGGACAAAGAUGCUGGCAAGAAGGAUGACUUCAUGGGAAGGUGUACCAUUGACCUGUCGCAGCUCAGUAAAGAGCAGACACACAAGCUGGACCUGCCGCUGGAGGAAAACGAAGGCGUGAUGGUGCUACUGGUUACACUCACUGCCUCUGCUGCCGUUUCCAUCUCAGACCUAUCAAUCAACAUACUGGACGACCCGAACGAGAGACACCAGAUCAUGCAGAGAUAUAGCCUGUGGAGGUCGCUGCACAACCUGAAAGAUGUCGGCGUGGUGCAGGUAAAGGUCAUCAGGGCGGAGGGACUGAUGGCGGCAGAUGUCACAGGUAAGAGUGACCCGUUCUGUGUGGUGGAGCUGAGUAACGAUCGGCUGCAGACUCACACCGUCUACAAAAACCUCAACCCAGAGUGGAACAAGGUCUUCACUUUUAACGUGAAGGACGUCCACUCGGUACUCGAGGUCAGCGUUUACGACGAGGACCGAGACAGAAGUGCCGAUUUCCUGGGGAAAGUGGCUAUUCCUCUACUAAAUAUCCAAAAUGGAGAACGCAAAGCCUACGCCUUGAAAAGCAAGGAGCUGACAGGGCCAACAAAAGGGGUCAUCUUUCUCGAAAUAGACGUGAUAUUUAAUGCUGUGAAGGCUGGUCUCAGGACGCUGAUCCCCAUCGAGCAGAAGUACAUCGAGGAGGAGCCCAGAGUGUCCAAACAGCUGCUGUUACGCAACUUUAACAGAGUCAGACGCUGCAUCAUGUUCCUCAUCAAUACUGGCUGCUACAUCAACAGCUGCUUCGAAUGGGACUCACCACAGAGGAGCAUCUGUGCUUUCUUGCUUUUUGUGAUCCUGGUUUGGAACUUCGAGCUCUACAUGAUCCCACUGGCGUUGAUGCUGCCGUUGGCCUGGAACUACAUCCUCAUCGCGUCGGGGAAGGACACCAGGCAAGAUGUGCAAGCGAUGGAGGACCUGCUGGACGACGAGGAUGAGGAUUUUGACAAAGAUGACAAGGACCCUAAACCAGGCCCCUGGGAGGAUGGCUGUGAUAAAAACCAUAUCCUCGAGGAUAUGUUGGCUUCCUGGCACUUUGAGUGGAUACGAACGAUGGUGGACUCGGAGAGAAAGGGCUUCAUGAACAAGAUUUAUGCCAUUCAGGACGUGUGCAUCAGUGUGCAGAAUGCGCUGGAUGAAGUGGCCUCCUAUGGCGAGAGGAUAAAGAACACAUUUAACUGGACCGUGCCUUUCUUAAGCUGGCUGGCCAUUGUGGCUCUCGGAUUGGCCACCACCAUCGUUUACUUCAUCCCUCUACGAUACAUCGUGUUGGCCUGGGGGGUGAACAAAUUCACCAAGAAGCUGCGAGACCCUUACACCAUUGACAACAACGAGCUGCUGGACUUUCUGUCCAGAAUGCCCUCAGAUGUACAAGUGGUGCAGUACCGAGAGCUGAAACUGGAUCCCAGUCCCAGUCCAAAUAAAAGGAAGAAAAACAACCCGGGUAGAUGACUGUGUCCGCCCACUGACUCGUCUCUCCUCCACUCUCCUUCUCUCUGUGUAUGACCGGACGCCGAGGAGCAGAGGAAGCUCUGGACGCGCUCAGCUCCACCGACUUUUCUUUUUCUUAUCUCCCAUUUUCCUCUCUUAACCCAUUUUUCUGCCUGUAAUUACUCACCAUAUACAGUGCAGUUUCUCGAUGUGUAAUUUUUGUAUAAAACAAGAUGAGACACCCCGUUGACUUGUUAUCCCCAUUAUGCUUUUGAUUGAUUUUAAAGGCGAGCGGGGAACGAUGGCUGGAAUGACCUUUUUAUCAGGCGUGUGAGCCGCGCUCCUCGUUCUCCUCCCUCCAUCACCCUGACAGCGCGGUGAACUCUAUCUAUUCUCCUGCCACAAGUGUCAAACAAUGAGUACAAUGAGUUUCAACAUUUAUACUCACCUUUCCAAAGACAUAUUCAGAGCGUCCCUGUUUAUCAAAAAGACAAGCCUUAUAACAAUACUCUGCAUCGUCCCUCUGCGAAGGACUUUCAUUUCUUUCUCUCUCACUCUGUAUUUAUUAAAAUGACUUUGGUAAUAUGUUUAUAUUUUCUAAUUGUUUUUGUACUGAAGUAUCUUUUGUUUUCUUCCCCUCUUGGACGUGCUAAUGAUAUUAUGUUCACUGGCAGUAAUUUGGAUUGCGUGCACUUAACUCUGCCAGCCAAGUUGAUUAGCAAUUAUGGCGGUAGCCUCCAGAUAUGUCCUUCUACACAAACACACAGCUGGACCGAUUCGUGCUGGUGUCUCUCUGUGUUGAACAAUGGCCAAACAAUUUUUUUUUCUUUUUCAAAUUCGCGAUAUGUGGUUAUUUAUUGUUUAAAGACGUCUAUGUGUUGUGUUGAAGAAAAACAUGUAUAUACAGAGGUUAGCAUUCUAAGCAGCUAGCCCCAGAGUGACCGUGAUAGUGAGUCACUGCAUCUUCCAGUCGAUCCUCAGUCGAACGCGAGAGGAUGAAGAAGUUACUGUGAGUCGACUCUGAGCUUGUGAUGGUGCCGUCAACCUUCCUCUAAAUCCUUGUCUCAGUUCAGGGGCUGUAUCCU